AGAACUCUGAAAUCAUGGCCGGGAAACCCAAGCUGCACUAUAGCAAGGGAAGGGGAAGGAUGGAAUCAAUCCGCUGGCUGUUAGCAGCAGCUGGGGUUGAGUUUGAGGAAGAAUUCAUAGAAACGAAGGAAGACCUAGAAAAGUUACGCAAUGAUGGAGUCCUGCUGUUCCAGCAAGUGCCCAUGGUGGAGAUCGAUGGGAUGAAGAUGGUGCAGACCAGAGCCAUCCUCAGCUACAUUGCAGGAAAGUACAACCUGUAUGGAAAAGACCUGAAGGAGAGAGCCUGGAUUGAUAUGUACGUGGAAGGAACAACAGACCUGAUGGGAGUGAUCAUGCAUCUCCCUUUUCAACCAGCUGACACAAAAGAAAAAAAUCUUGCCUUAAUCAUUGAACGAGCUGCAACCAGGUACUUUCCUGUUUAUGAAAAGGUAAGUGAUAAAUCACCAGUCGUCCACAAAGACA
This is a messenger RNA of Opisthocomus hoazin, 462 nucleotides long. The record is from RefSeq and is a predicted model, not a curated record. Lineage: Eukaryota; Metazoa; Chordata; Aves; Opisthocomiformes; Opisthocomidae.